AUGGGUGAAUGUUGCCUCAAAGGCUUCCGCUGGGAUGCCCAGCCAAAGGGCUAUGAGGCUAAACUUGGAAACAACAAUUGUUACGUGACUGGAUCGAACUCCAACGUCGCAAUUAUGAUCAUCCACGAUCUCUACGGAUGGAAGUUCCCCAAUAUUCGCAUUCUGGCCGAUCACUAUGGGGAGGAAGUGAAUGCAGUUGUAUACGUACCAGAUUUCUUCGCCGGCGAAGAACUCCCACUGGAUAUCCUCCAAGAUCAAAGUCAAUGGCAUAAGCUUGAUCUUCCUGCAUUUAUCGGUCGUCAUUCCAGGACCUCCCGGGAGCCUGAAAUCGUUGACUGUGCCAAAGCCCUUCGCUGCCAGUACCACCGCAUCGGAGCCGUCGGGUUUUGUUACGGAGGUUGGGGAGUGUUCCGUCUCGGAGCCAAGGGUAAUGACUUGGUAGACUGCAUUUCGACAGCACAUCCGAGUUUCCUGGAAAAGACCGAUAUUAACCACAUUGGCGUGCCUGUGCAGAUCAUGGCCCCGGAAAUUGACCCCAUGUUUACGCCGGAAUUGAAGGCUCAUAGCAAUCAGAUCAUUCCGACACUCGGGGUGGCUUAUGAUUAUCAAUAUUUUCCGGGGUUGGAGCAUGCGUUUGCUGUGCGAGGAGAUCCGAAGAAGGAGGGUGAGCGGAAGGGGAUGGAAAGGGCGAAGAGUGCGGCGGUUUCCUGGCUUAAACUCUGGUUGAAUGAUAUCUAA
This is a messenger RNA of Penicillium coprophilum, 738 nucleotides long. Its product is annotated as dienelactone hydrolase family protein. The coding region runs from base 1 to 738 and encodes 245 amino acids. NCBI's taxonomy places the organism in Eukaryota, Fungi, Ascomycota, Eurotiomycetes, Eurotiales, Aspergillaceae. The record is from RefSeq and is a predicted model, not a curated record. The transcript is spliced from 2 exons. Gene Ontology annotation, molecular function: hydrolase activity.